GUUUCUAUGUGAGGGUUCUUGAAGCAGCGCUUCCUUUUUAACCAUAAUACUGCGUGGGAAAGUGUACCACACAUUUUUCUCUAGGAGACCAGAAGAUUUACAUAAUUCUUCCGCUUCUAUGGAAAGAGAAGAAAAGCUGAUACAACUGUCUGUUAUGGCUGUGAGCUUUGCAUUUACCUGUAUUGUGGAAAGUUAGUUUCCUAUUUUCUGAGAUGCAUUUCUCAGAAAAGGAUGGUUUUGAAGAUGACUUCAAUAGAAGUGUUGUUGCUGCCCAUGAAAGGGUUCCUUCUGGAAUCUUGUCUCAGACUAUGAACUACGUAGGACAACUUGCAGGACAAGUGCUGGUGACCGUGAAGGAGCUGUACAAAGGCAUUAAUCAGGCAACCCUUUCAGGAUGCAUUGAUGUCAUUGUGGUCCGGCAACAGGAUGGGACAUAUCAGUGUUCUCCUUUUCAUGUCCGAUUUGGGAAGCUUGGUGUAUUGCGCUCUAAAGAAAAAGUGAUUGAUAUAGAAAUUAAUGGUGAUGCUGUUGAUCUUCAUAUGAAACUUGGUGACAAUGGAGAAGCUUUCUUUGUACAAGAAACCGAGGAAGAAAAUGAAAAAGUUCCUGCGUAUUUGGCAACAUCUCCAAUACCCACUGAAGACCAGUUUUUUAAAGACACUGACAAUCAUUUGAAAUCAGGUGAAAAUGAGAGGACAUGUGCAAACUCAGAAAUUCCACACUCUGUGGAAACAGAGACUGUAUUCACCCCAGGUUCUGUGAAAAAGAAAAAAAGAAGAAGAAAGAAAUACAAACAAGAUAGCAGGAAAGAAGAUCAGAUCUCUUCUACUGGGACGGAAGAGAUUUUUGAAAUGGAAAUAAGCUCAGAUGAUGAAAAAAGUGUUCAGCCCCUAAGAGGAUCCUCAAAUUCAUCACCAAAGGGUGAAGAACAAAAAGAAUCUUUGAUUUAUCACUCAAAGGAUCAUUACCCCUUAUCUGAUGGAGACUGGUCCCCUCUGGAGAACCCUUUCUCUGAGCCAGUCUGCCCUAAAAGUGAUUCAGAACUAGAAGUUAAGCCUGCCGAGAGCUUGCUCAGAUCUGAGUCUCACAUGGAAUGGACGUGGGGAGGAUUCCCAGAAUCAACCAAGAUAAGCAAGAAAGAGAAACUGGAACAUCCCAGAACAGCUACCAUCACUCCAUCAGAGAAGACUCAUUUUAGGGUCAUCCUCAGCUCUGAUGAAGUUGAAGAUGAUGAUGAUGUGAAAGAUUCUGUCUGUACAGUACUGAAACCUGAGCCAAGAACUCAUCCUCUGCUUAAGCAGAUGGAUGUCAAAGAUUCUCUUGCUUCUGUAAUCACAGAACCACAAGAUCCAUUGCCGUUAGAUGCUGAUCAUCAUUCCAGACUGUUGGUGGACCCUUUACCAGAAACAAAGCCAACAGCAAAAAUUGAUUCUCCUUCAAAAAAGAAAGGGGUGCACAAGAGAAGUCAUCAUCAGGGGCCUGACGAUAUUUACUUGGAGGACCUAAAGGCUUUGGAACCUGAAGUUGCAGCACUCUACUUUCCCAAAAGUGAUUCAGAUCCAGGCUUCAGGCAGUGGACAGAGUCCGAUACCCUCUCCGGUUCCCAGUCACCCCAGUCAGUAGGUAGUGCUGCUGCUGAUAGUGGUACAGAGUGCAUGUCGGAUUCUGCUAUGGACUUGCCUGAUGUUACACUUUCACUUUGUGGAGGUCUCAAUGAAAAUGGAGAGAUUUCUAAAGAAAAAUUCAUGGAACAUAUUAUUACUUACCAUGAAUUUGCUGAAAACCCUGGACUCAUAGACAAUCCUAAUUUGGUAAUAAGGAUUUAUAACAGGUAUUAUAACUGGGCGUUGGCUGCUCCAAUGAUUCUGAGUUUGCAGGUGUUUCAGAAGAGUUUGCCUAAGGCUACUGUUGAGUCUUGGGUCAAAGAAAAGAUGCCAAAGAAGUCUGGAAGGUGGUGGUUCUGGCGCAAGAGAGAAAGCAUGACUAAACAGAUACCAGAGGCAAAAGAGGGGAAAACUGAGACGCAAAGAGCAAAUGAACUGCCAGCGACUGUAAAAGAGCAAGUUAAUAGUAGACCUCCAGAAGAUGAUUCUUCUAGUGAUGAAGUAUCACAGGAAUUGAAAGAAUCCCUGAAAAUAGAUUCUACCCCAGUAGAGCAUCCAACCCAUGGGAACAUUACAUCUUACAAGAAGUCCCUUAGACUGUCUUCGGACCAAAUAGCAAAGCUGAAGCUCAGAGAUGGCCCUAAUGAUGUUGUAUUUAGUAUUACAACCCAGUAUCAAGGGACUUGCCGUUGUGCAGGAACAAUAUAUCUGUGGAACUGGAAUGAUAAAAUCAUCAUAUCAGACAUUGAUGGAACAAUAACCAAGUCUGAUGCUUUAGGACAGAUCCUCCCUCAGCUUGGCAAGGACUGGACUCAUCAGGGCAUUGCAAAACUCUAUCAUUCCAUAAAUGAAAAUGGCUACAAGUUUCUGUACUGUUCCGCCCGUGCCAUUGGGAUGGCAGAUAUGACCAGAGGAUACCUACACUGGGUGAAUGACAAAGGAACAAUUCUUCCCAGGGGACCUCUCAUGUUGUCCCCCAGCAGUUUGUUUUCUGCUUUUCAUAGGGAAGUAAUAGAAAAGAAGCCUGAAAAGUUCAAAAUCGAAUGUUUGAAUGAUAUCAAGAAUUUGUUUGCUCCCAGUAAACAACCUUUCUAUGCUGCUUUUGGAAACAGGCCCAAUGAUGUAUAUGCCUACAUGCAAGUGGGAGUUCCAGACUGCAGAAUAUUUACUGUGAAUCCAAAGGGUGAACUGAUCCAAGAACGGACUAAGGGAAACAAAUCUUCGUAUUACAGACUAAGUGAGCUUGUGGAACAUGUGUUCCCAUUGCUUAAUAAAGAACAGAGUUCUGCAUUUCCCUGCCCAGAAUUCAGCUCCUUUUGCUAUUGGAGAGAGCCUCUUCCUGACCUUGACAUGGAUGACCUGGCCUGAAAAAUACUUCUCACCGAGAGAUGGAAUUUCAUAGUCAGCUACUCAACUUCAGUUUAAAUGUGAAGAACUUUCUUAACGAAGAUGCUAAUUUAUAUACUGGUACCAUAAGUCUUACUAAAGAAAUCACUUUAACUCUGUUGGUUUAAAACAAAGAAAAUGCAAAGCUACUGUCUCUUUUUUUUUUUGUAUGGGCUUUGGUUUUUUGUUUGUUUGUUUAUUGCCUGUCUUUAUAUACCUGUUCGAAGGCACUUGAGAUUGGCCUGUUGUUGAUGGUCGUGGUACCCAAGUGCUUCAGGGCAACUAAAUGCUGAGGUAAGCUAUGACUUUGCAUUUUCAUCAAUACAGACCUUAUUGUAAACAUCGAAUUUUUUUGUAUUAGUCUUAAUAGUAUAUUUUCUAAAACGAAGCCAAAAAGUGUAUGGAAACUGCCAAAUAGAAUGUCAGACCUAUUAAUAAUA
Messenger RNA from Cariama cristata (Red-legged seriema), 3430 nucleotides. RefSeq names its product lipin 2 (gene LPIN2). Bases 213 to 2972 code for a protein of 919 amino acids. The record is from RefSeq and is a predicted model, not a curated record. The transcript is spliced from 20 exons. NCBI's taxonomy places the organism in Eukaryota, Metazoa, Chordata, Aves, Cariamiformes, Cariamidae. Gene Ontology annotation, biological process: positive regulation of transcription by RNA polymerase II; fatty acid catabolic process; triglyceride biosynthetic process. Gene Ontology annotation, cellular component: nucleus; endoplasmic reticulum membrane; cytosol. Gene Ontology annotation, molecular function: phosphatidate phosphatase activity; transcription coactivator activity.